CCGUCCCCGGUCCCUCCCGGUCUGACAGCCGCUCCAGACGGCGCUGAGCCCCGCUCAUGGACUAGCUGCGCCCCUGGAGGACAUCCUACUGACGCGGCUGAGAGCAGCGGGCCGAGCCAGAGCGACACCGCCGCGGUCCGGCCAUGGACGAGCAGGCGGGCCCCGGGGUCUUCUUCAACAGCGGCGGCUCGGGUUUACCGCCGGGCGUCGGGAACGUCAAAGCCCCGCAGACUGGCGACGGGGGAGGAGAGGUGGCCAGGGCGCAGUACAGCAUCCCGGGGAUUUUACACUUUCUCCAGCAUGAGUGGGCCCGGUUCGAGGUGGAGCGGGCCCAUUGGGAGGUGGAGCGGGCCGAGCUGCAGGCUCAGAUCGCCUUCCUACAGGGGGAAAGACGAGGACAGGAGAACCUGAAGAAAGACCUGGUGAGACGGAUCAAGAUGCUGGAAUAUGCCCUCAAACAGGAGAGAGCCAAAUAUCACAAACUGAAAUAUGGCACAGAACUGAACCAGGGAGAAAUCAAACCUCCGAGUUAUGACUCAGACGAGGGGAACGACACAGAGCUGCCCAGUCCUCCAAACAGCAGCCAUCAGCUCAGCUGGAAACAGGGACGCCAGCUGCUCAGACAGUACCUGCAGGAGGUGGGCUACACUGACACCAUUCUGGAUGUGAAGUCUCAGAGGGUGAGGGCACUUCUCGGUCUGACCGGAGAGUCUGCAGAGAAAAGUUCAGAGAAAAAGAGCGAACCCAUGGUGAACGGCACUGAACCAUCAUCCCUGAAGGACAGCGGCAUGGUCAGUAAACCUGACAUGUCCGACUCCGCCACUGUGUUGGAGGCCUUCAAGUUCAUUGAGAGCGCCGCGGCGGAGUUCAGUGACGAGGAUGAGGACGAGGACAGCGAGGGCCGGGACAAAACCAUCCUGGACCUGGCAGCCAUGGUGAGGAAGAAGCAGUCAUCAACACCAUCUUCUACGACCUCUGACCUCAGCGAUGACCCUGACACAGAGGAGGCCCUGAAGGGGUUUGACUUCCUGGCCAGUCCAGAUGAGCUGGAUGGAUCAGAGUCAAGAAGCGGUGAGGACGGUGGUGAGUGGGAGAAGGACGAUCAGUCUCCUCUGGGUGAACUGGCCUGGGACGUGGACCAGGGACUCAUAGCCCAGCUCAAGGAACAGUACAGGAAGGAACGCAAGGGCAAGAAGGGGGUGAAGAGACCCAACCGUUCCAAGCUGCAGGACAUGCUGGCAAACCUGCGGGACGCUGAGGAGCUUCCGUCCAUGCAGCCACCGGUGACACCCCCGUCUCGUCCCGCAGUCCCCAGACUCAAUGAGCACGAAGUGGGACGUCCAGACGAGGAGGCCAUGACGUUCCUGCCGUCGUCGGGGAAGUCCUUCAUUCUUGGACGAGUGGACGAGGCUGUAUCCAAUGAGCUGGGACUAGGAGAACUGGCCGGACUAACGGUGGCCAACGAGGCUGAGACCAUGGCCUAUGACAUCACCAACAAUAAAGACGCUCUUAGGAAAACCUGGAACCCAAAGUUCACCCUGCGGAGCCACUUCGACUCGGUCCGGAGCCUGGCAUUCCACCCGGUAGAGCCUGUCCUGGUCACAGCGUCUGAAGACCACACCCUCAAACUGUGGAACCUGCAGAAGACAGCGCCCGCCAAAAAAUGUGCUGCUUUAGAUGUGGAGCCGAUCUACACCUUCAGAGCCCACAGCGGUGCUGCCCUCUGCGUCACCAUGAGCUCAUCUGGCGAGCAGUGUUUCAGUGGGGGGGUGGAUGGCACCAUCCAGAGCUGGAACACCCCCAAUCCCAACAUCGACCCCUAUGACUCCUACGAGCCUUCAGUCCUGCGGGGGGCGCUCUGUGGUCACACGGACUCAGUGUGGGGGCUGGUCUACAGCUCUGCCCACCACCGCCUCCUGUCCUGUUCGGCUGAUGGGACAGUCCGGCUGUGGAACGCCGCCGACACCUCACCGUCGCUCGCUGUUUUCAAUGAGAGAGGAGAGCUCGGCAUUCCGACCUCGGUGGACUUGGUCAGCAGUGAACCGGCCCACAUGGUGACGUCUUUCACCACCGGACACAUCGGACUCUUCAACAUGGAGACACAGCAGCUCGUCCUGAAGCUGGAGUCAGCAGGUCCUCCAGAUGCUCCCUGUAAGAUCAAUAAAGUGUUGAGUCACCCCACGCUGCCAAUCACCAUCACAGCCCAGGAGGACCGCCACAUCCAGUUCUUCGACAACAACACAGGUAAACUGAUCCACUCGAUGGUUGCUCAUCUGGACUCAGUUACAAGUCUUGCUGUGGAUCCAAACGGACUUUACCUCAUGUCCGGCAGUCACGACUGCUCGAUCCGUCUGUGGAACAUGGAGAGUAAAACCUGCAUCCAGGAGUUCACCGCCCACCGCAAGAAGUUUGAGGAGUCGAUCCACGACGUGGCGUUCCAUCCGACUAAGUGCUACAUCGGCAGCGCUGGAGCCGACGCCCUCGCCAAAGUCUUUGUAUGACCUGAGUCGACUCUGCAGCCGAGUGUCACGCACAGGGGAAACGCUCUGCGAGAUGUGGGCAGGACUUAGGAGGAGUCGUACUUUAAGAUUUGUCAAAUAUGAACCCCCUGCCCCCACCACCCCUGACUCCCUGCCCCCUCCCAUCAUGUGGACUCAGGCUGGCCUGGGUCUGCCGAACAAACACACCUCUGGAAGAGAUGAUGAACAAAACAAACACCACCUGACGUGAGCUGGAACUUUUUGUUUUUCUUCAGCAGGUAAACUCCUCCCCCCACAGCGUCUGUCUGUCCGUCGCUUCAAGAUCCCAUUUUAAUAACGUGCCUUUUGUCAAAUUCUGUAGGAGAAUAGAUCCAAACGAGCAGCCGUUGGACUCUCUGCUCUGAACUGUAAAAUAACAACCUGUCACUCAGUUUUUCUGACUAAAUGCUCAUGUUUGUGGAUGAUGGGAGGGGCUUUAAGUGACUUUACGCCUGAUGGACAGGACUUGGAGUCCGUACUGGACGUCUUCACCGGUUUGGACUCAGUGACGAUGAGGAGGAUGAGCCUGUUUGCUGUGUUUCUCUGAGUUUUAUUUUCAUUUUACUCGCGUAGAUUUUUAUUCUUAGACCCAGUUGUUCAACAAAUCCACGACAAUGUCAAACCUGCAGCUUCUCUUCACAGUCAACAAUUUUAACGGAUCAGACCUUCAUCGAGGCAGAGAUGGUUCAGAAAAGCAUCUCAUGUCCAAACUUUACCCUAAAUGACUAAAGUGUCCUUUCAUUUCUGUGUUUUAGCACCUUUUCCUUCAGUUUGGUUCAAGUGUUUUACAGGAAACAUCACAGUUGGACCUCAUGCAAAUGAAGAGGUUUAAUUAACUCUGUUGCAUUACAAGACUUGAUACAAAAAAUUUGAAAUCUGUGAAACCUGAAGCUUCAUUUGCAUAUGGUUUUCAUAGUGCUUUAGCUGAUGCACAAAUUGUGACCAGCAGGGGUCAAGCUGGUACCAAGACCACCAACGAACCAACCCUAUGUAUCCACAGACUGUAUCAGUCACUGAAUGAAGUAUAAAGCUCAUUGUUUACACACAUCUGUAUUAUGGCAUCAACAAGUUUUCUUUCAAACUAAAACUCAUAGGCACUUAUUUUAAUAUUUACUCAAAGUAACACUUUGUUUUAUAAUCUUCACGCUCUGCAUCAGCUGAUAAUUUACAUUAUAGCUCUGUUAGCUUAGUUCUGUUUUUAGACUGAAAACAGCCACAGUAAAACCACUAAUCACCUCUGUUUUCUGUUCGGUUUGUGUUGUCAGUAGCUGCACUACAGAUCUGUUUGGAAUUGUCCAAACAAGGCCAGAGCUGUCACAUUUUAGUCUGAACUGUAGAUCAACAAAUGGCAACUUAGCAAAGAUAAGAACAUCACAUAAUAACUUUAUACCUUCAUAAGCCUCAUAAUCAAACUCACCUGUGUAGAAGAAAUGCUGCCAUUUCACCAUCAAACUCCAUUCUUUUCAUUUAGAGCUGUAUCCAGUGGAGAAAACAAAGGCUUCUAUUUUUUCACUUUUUUUCUUUGACUCUGACAGUUGCUUCUUUCUGGUUCUCAUCCUUAACUUGGUCUUGACCAGCAGUGACUCCCUCUAGUGGCCACAUAAAUUCCCCAGCCCGUCACUGGAAAUAAAUUCACUUCUUAUCUGUACAACUCAACACAUUGAUGUCCAUGACUUUAUUGUCAGCACUCCGGUCAUUUCUGAAUAUUUUUAAGCAGAUUUUAUAAAGUUUCAUCACAUACACAUGUCUUUUCAUCCCAUUUUAAUUUCCUCCUCAUUCGCGUUGUAGUAAAUCUGUCCUUAUUAAUGCAGUGAAUAAACUCCUACAUGUUUGUUUCUCUUUCUACUCCGCUCUGAUUCUUUUCUUGUAUCAAAUGAGACGAACUGUGAGCGUUAGUUUCCUUCACCUGAACCAAACCUUCUCUCUUUCGAGUUUUAUUUCCUGGUUUCUUCAUUUUCCCCCCUUUGAGUUUGACAUCUGCUGUCAUGUGACACUGCUCAUCCAAUGAGAAGCCAGGUUUCAACCUGAAAAACAGACUAAUGUGAAAAAUCCAACAUGAUCUGAAAAGCUUUGAUUCCAUUUUUUCUGUCUGUCAUUUUGUGGAUUUGGGAAAAACCUGCUGCUUUUUCUUGUGUAUUUAUGAUGAAAUCCUGACGAGCUGCAGCAACAAAAACCUGCAGUGAAGCUUUUACCGUUAAACCUGUAAGUAUUUAUUAACAACCAUGUUAAAAACAGUGUAACUGAAGCUUCGACUAAAACUGAGAACGGCCAAACAUCGGGUUUAGGUUUUAACUGCUGUAAUUUCAGUUGACUUUGUUUUUAUUUGUUAAAGUAAAGUAGCUUUUUUCAAAGAUAAGACGAUAAAUGAACCAAUUAUGAGGAGAAAAUAAAAGAAAAUUAAUCAUGUUCAUUUAUUAUUGUGAGAAAACCAGUUGUGAUCAUAAGAAAAGGAGGCUUGGGUACUUGGAGAGAAUAAGAGGAUUAUCAUCUCGUUAUUGUGACAAAAUGAGAUGAAUCUAAAAAAAAAAAAAAAAAAAUGAUGGACCUAUCAUCAUGAUUCAUUAAGUAGAGAAAAUGACAUAGUGAUCCUGUUAUUGUAAGAAAAUAAGUUUUAUUUUCUUGUUUUGGUGAAAUAAUUGGCAUAGAAGAAAAAAUCAAGUUUAAACAAGUUUAUCAUGAAAAUGAAACACUGAACCUGUUCUUGAGAAAAUAAAGUAUGAACCAGGUUUUCUAUGUGAAUAUGAUGACAUGAUCAAUGUAACUGUGAGAAAACUUUUUUUUUUUUAAUUUUGUAAAGACUAUAUAAUGAACCUGAUUUGUAAGAAAAUGACAUUUUUUGACAAAAACAAAAUAAUUUAUCAGUUGCACCAAUGAUGACGAUCAAUUCCAUAAAAACCCAAUAACUGAACCGGUUCGUUUGUGAACCGUCCCGAUCGUCCGUUCUCUGUUUCCGUCUGAACCAGGUUCUGUUCGUCCUUCAGGAGUAGAAUAAAACGGUGGAUUCGGUUUCUCCUACUUCGUCAGACGUGUACAGGCUUUUCCCGCCAAGGACGUCGUGUUCGAUGCGACUCCUGUUUUUUUUCUAACUGACUCUUUGUGUUUGGUGACGGAUGUGUACGAUACCUGUAGUUUUAGUUUUAAUCUCGGUUUUACUUGAAAGGUGAUGUUUUUUUCUGCUGGUGUUAGAAAAUACCUUUUAUUUCUCUGUAUUUCUUUUGCUUUUUGCCAAACCUCAUCUCUAAGACCGGUUUUAUUUUUGCUUUUUGAGCAGAGAAACUGAAAAAGGAUGUGUACAGUUUUUAAAUAUUAAAGCAGAUGUAUUUAUUAACCUGGUGUAUUAAGGGGAAUUUAGCAUCAGAUGAACAUAUGAAACAUUAUUGGUGUGAAAACCAUCAUUAAAAUAAAUGGAGUUUGUGUUUCAAUGUGGCUGAGGUGUAAAUCAACAGAGUUUUGGGCUGAAAUGAAACUUUAAAAUCCUG
This is a messenger RNA of Sphaeramia orbicularis (orbiculate cardinalfish), 5998 nucleotides long. RefSeq names its product striatin, calmodulin binding protein (gene strn). The coding region runs from base 144 to 2501 and encodes 785 amino acids. Gene Ontology annotation, molecular function: calmodulin binding; armadillo repeat domain binding; protein phosphatase 2A binding. Gene Ontology annotation, cellular component: dendrite. The record is from RefSeq and is a predicted model, not a curated record. The transcript is spliced from 18 exons. Lineage: Eukaryota; Metazoa; Chordata; Actinopteri; Kurtiformes; Apogonidae.